This is a messenger RNA of Colletotrichum karsti, 1116 nucleotides long. RefSeq names its product carboxy-cis, cis-muconate cyclase. Bases 1 to 1116 code for a protein of 371 amino acids. NCBI's taxonomy places the organism in Eukaryota, Fungi, Ascomycota, Sordariomycetes, Glomerellales, Glomerellaceae. Gene Ontology annotation, molecular function: 6-phosphogluconolactonase activity; protein binding. The transcript is spliced from 3 exons. The record is from RefSeq and is a predicted model, not a curated record.
AUGGUUUCUCUACCAGCUGGCCUGUUGGUCUCCAGCUUUGCACCUGUGAUCUCGGCACUUAGCCAUCAACUUGUGGUCGGGACAUUUGGAACACCUUACCUUUACACCCUUACCUUCGAAGAUGCCGCCAAGACACUCACCUUGAGCGCAAACACAUCGGUUAACGCCAGCAGCUCGUGGAUUUCUCUGAGCUACGACAAGAAAAAUCUUUACGGCAACGUAUUCCAGGACGGAAGUACCGACUACGUCAGCUAUCCCAUUGGGGAUGACCUGUCUAUCGGAACUGGAACCACAGUCUCCUCUCAGGGAGACUGCAACGAGCGGUCGAUAUUUGUCACGCCUAGCACCGUUUCUCCGUAUGCAGUGUAUGGGUCGCCGUUUGGUGCCUGUGGUACAGUCAUGUCGGUGACGUCGGACGGUGUUCUAUCUGAGUCGAUCCAAGAAUACAACUACUCUUCGACAUCCGGGGUCCAUGGUAUGGCGUUCAACCCGGCAGGGACACUUCUAUACUCUUUCGACGACUCAGCCAACGCUAUUUGGGUGCACUCGAUCGAUAAUUCUACCGGGGAGUUGACGUAUGUUGCUGAGGUGAGCGCACCAACUGAGGGAGCGGAUCCCAGACACGGCGCAGUGCAUCCCACCGGCAACUAUCUCUAUGCGGUGCACGAAGGGACGAAUGAAGUCGGCGUCUACUCUAUUUAUCAGAGCACCGGCAUUCCAAGUUACGCCAACGCAUCCUUCCCGCUGAUUCCAGAUGGGUACAACAGCUCCGACUACUGGUCCGACGAAGUUGCCAUCGCAUACGGCGACAAGUACCUCUGGGCAACUUCGAGAGCUCGUGAUGCCAACAACACCGGCUACAUCUCUAUCAUGACCCUGAACGAUGACGGCUCUGUUGAGAAGCAGAACUUCUUGUCCCCAACCACAACGAGCGGAGGGUCUGCCAACGCAAUCACGGCGAAUCUUUUCAGCGACAUGUACGUGGCGCUUACCGACAGCUCAACAGGAUUCGUGGAGAUUUGGGAGAUGGGCGAUGCCGGGGGUUCCGCUAGUGUUGUUGCACACUUAGACCUGAACGAUGGGGGCUGCUGCGGGAAUGCCGUUUGGUUGAACUAG